AUGUCUUACCAGCAACCCUACCAGCAGCCACCUCCCCAGGGAUACUACCCUCCCCCUGGCGGACAAUAUCCUCCUCCCCAGCCUAUGCAAUAUCAGCAGCCCCCGCCCCAGGAAGAAAAGAAGGACCGUGGCUGCCUCACCGCCUGUCUGAUGGCCAUGUGCUGCUGCUUCCUCUGUGAGGAGACCUGCGAAUGCUGCAUUGAGUGCGUGGAAUAUCCCUUCCAUCUGGAUGGAACGCUGAUCAACACCCUGUCGCGCCCGUCUGCUCUCCUUUCCAGAUUCUGUCAGCUUUGGCCUCGCGCAUACCUCCUUGUCGUUUCCGACCCGACCUGGAUCACCCCUUCGAGCGACGGACUGGUAUCGGUGGCGGCUAAAAGGUCUACCGCUCAAGACGAAUUAUGGAACGCGCGGAAAACUGUCCAAGCUCAAGUCGGAUGGCAAUGA
Molecule: messenger RNA, 444 nt
Organism: Aspergillus alliaceus
Lineage: Eukaryota; Fungi; Ascomycota; Eurotiomycetes; Eurotiales; Aspergillaceae
Exons: 4
Coding region: 1-444 (147 amino acids)
Source: RefSeq, a predicted model, not a curated record